AUGGCACAGGGACAGCGCAAGUUUCAGGCUCAGAAGUCCGGGAAGAGCAAGGCCGCGGCGGCUGCGACGGCCUUAGACCGAACUCGAGGCCCGCGGAAGGGCGGCCGCGUUAUCGCCCCCAAGAAGGCGCGCGUAGUGCAGCAGCGAAAACUCAAGAAGGAACUGGAGGUUGGGAUCCGGAAGAAGAUUGAACAUGACAUGGUGAUGAAAGCCAACACCAAUCUGCCCAAGAAGCUGGCACUGCUGAAGGCCCCCGGCAAGAAGAAGGGGGCAGCCUCUGCUAAGACUUCCUCCUAA
This is a messenger RNA of Chrysochloris asiatica (Cape golden mole), 297 nucleotides long. Its product is annotated as chromosome unknown open reading frame, human C19orf53. The coding region runs from base 1 to 297 and encodes 98 amino acids. The record is from RefSeq and is a predicted model, not a curated record. The transcript is spliced from 3 exons. Lineage: Eukaryota; Metazoa; Chordata; Mammalia; Afrosoricida; Chrysochloridae.